Molecule: messenger RNA, 3274 nt
Organism: Bipolaris sorokiniana ND90Pr
Lineage: Eukaryota; Fungi; Ascomycota; Dothideomycetes; Pleosporales; Pleosporaceae
Exons: 4
Coding region: 371-2851 (826 amino acids)
Biological process (GO): regulation of transcription by RNA polymerase II
Molecular function (GO): DNA-binding transcription factor activity, RNA polymerase II-specific; RNA polymerase II cis-regulatory region sequence-specific DNA binding
Source: RefSeq, a predicted model, not a curated record
CGAAAAACCCCAUCCCACAACAAACCCGUCCAAGGGGAACCGACAGCGCCGACGACGCUUUUUGGAGCUGGCCAUUCUUUCUGGAGCAUCUCCUUCGCGUCUUUGGCAUCUUACCUGACACAUCCGCGUGUCGGCCAGGUCACAGGACCGACAACAAACAAGCCCGGUAGCAUCGAAACACCCACCCACAGCCCGGCCUACACGUCUACAACAUCCAUCUAUAGCUUCGACGCGCCCUUUAUAUACCUCUGUCGACUCAUCCCUCGCCUUGGGUACCCGUCUGACCGUGUUGUCGCCCCCUUAACCCCGUUGCCGUCCCAUUGUUUUGGUGUAAACAGAGAACCCAUCAGCCACUACUGGCACCCAUAUCAUGACCGAUAUCCGCCGGCCACGUUCAAACACAUCAAUGUCUACCCGGAGUAACCGCCCGCCCUCACGCGCGUCGACGACGAGCGUCCAUUCGUUUGAGCAAUUUCAACAGCCGCAGCAAUCUCGGGCCGCCCAAUUUCCCCAGCAGCCGCAGUACCACGCACCCUUCACGACGAGUGAAGCUUUGCAGCCUGCACUAAUCCAAGCUGCGCAACAGGUCAGCGCGCAGGAUCAUCUCAUCAACAUGAGCCUGGAAAGUGUCCAGCAGUACCUCGGUUACCCGGCCGACUCAACCACGAAUCAGCCUCAACCAAAUGGGCAGCCUGCGCAAACAGAUCACCACGGCUACCACAACCCCCUCCCACAGCAAUCGCAACUUUCGCAACUUUCGCAGCUUUCGCAGCACUCGCAACAUUCGCAGCAACACAGUUUCAUGGCUCCGUCGGUGGACAACGAAGACAAGAAGAAGAGGGCCUCCACCUCGGGAGCGGCGACCAACGACAAGGAGUUGCGCCAGUUGCUGAACCAGAAUGAGGGUCGUAACCUGAAGGACGUUGCGGCCGAGGUUAUCCAGAAUGAUCGGACGUCCAAAUCAGAGAAAUCGAAGCAGCUGUUCGCCAUGCUGUGGCUGCAGUCAGUUUGUCGCGUCGCAAAAACGUCGGUCCCACGCAACCGCGUCUACUCCAAGUACGCAGAACGCUGCGGCACCGAUCGCGUCAUCCCCCUCAACCCGGCUUCCUUUGGAAAGCUUGUUCGUGUCAUCUUUCCCGGUAUCCAAACUAGGCGUCUCGGUGUUCGUGGAGAGUCUAAAUACCACUAUGUCGAUCUGGAGCUUAUCAACGAUGGAAGCGAUGGCGACGAGGCGCGCCGGCCUAGCACUGGUGCUGCUGCGCAUCAUGCCAUGAAGCGUCAAACUUCUGGCACUCCCAGGCUCAACCUCGACGCCAUCCCACGUCUACCUGCAGACAACUCACAGUUUCCCCCCCGAGAACCAAGGGCAGAGUCUCACAAUACCUUUUAUACUCCAACCUCAUCACGCGGUGUGCUAUUCACCGAUAUCUAUUCGUCGCAUUUCCAACCCUCACAGUCCCGCACAAAAUCCUCAUACGAACACGAGCUCAAGUUUCCAACGCCAGACAUUCUUGAGGCCCCAGAUGCGUUCGUCGUCGAAUUGCCGGAUAUCAAGCCAUAUCUGCCAGCCCGUACCGACCCCGACUCUGCUGACAACCUAGUCGCUAUGUACCGCUCACAUGUUGUCUCACUAGUGGACUCUGUACGUUACUGCAAGGAGAAACAGUUUUUUCGCUUGUUCGGCACUUUCCAUGGUACUUUGACUGUGCCAGUGCAGAAGUUAUUUGCAACACCAGAGCUAGCACCAUGGAUCAGAGAGUGUGACUGGAUGAUGUAUCAGAAGAUGAUUCGGAACGUCUCUCAACUGACGCUCCAGGUAGCACCGCCGCCAGUUUUGAAGUUUCUUGAUAAUGUCGCAAAGACGCUUCAUGCACACAUUGCUGCCAAGUUCAUGUCCUUACCAGUCCACGUCCUUGAGGCAAAGCUGGAACCCGCUACAUUGUUUGCUCACCUACUGCGACAGAUGCUCCGCGUCAAUUCAGCAGCGCACGCAGCAGCCGUCAUGCUUACAGCGGAGAGCCAUCGGACUCACAUGUACGCCGAUUGGCUCCAGCACGUGAAUAUCAAGCGCAUCAUUGCGAACGAGUUGCCUGCUUCAUGCGCGCACGAGGAAGUGUACAACAUUCUUACAACCGAGAUCCGGUCAAUGCUGGGCCCGCUUCCACAGGAGAUCCAGUUGCCCUCUGGGACGAUACAUCGAGCAGCAUAUCCCGACCCACCCGCUGAUCCAUCCGAGUCAGUCAUUGAUCGCAUCGCAGCAUUCCUAACGCGACUGCCUUCACGCUUCCCUGGCGCACACGCGCGGACUAUUAUGCAUUGCAUCAGCGCACUGGGUUCCGCAGCGCUACGAGAAAUCACAGUAGAGAACGGAAUCAGUUUCCAAGGAUGGUGGCUCACCAAGGUAUUUGUGGAUGAGAUGGCACAAUGGCUGGCAUCUAUAGGAGGUUUCCUGGGCCACUCGCCGCCAGACUGGACGUCUUCGAAUUACUCUCCUGUGAUGGGUGACCAUCUCAACGCGGGCAUGACCAACGGUGGCAGCGGCAGUAACAACGAUAGCCGUUAUAGUAGCCUUGAGGCUGACUUUGGCGCUGACCAGUCGUUCAUAUCGACUACUAGCCAUGUAACUAUCCAGGAUACUGGAUCUAACCAAGAAGUCAAUACUGGACGCUUUACUCAACAGUCAUCACAGUAUAACAUGAGCUUUAGUUACGAUUACAAUUUGAACCCGUCACAACAAGAGUCGAACCAUGACGACAGUGGCAUAGGCCUUGGCCUAGGUGGUCAGGAGGACGGCAUUGACGCCAAAUUUGCGUCCCAUCUCUCUUCCGCUCUCUCGCAGAGCGUCAGCUAGUCUGGUCAUUCUUCCUUUCAGUCUUCUUGAUCCUUUUUGCUUAUGCUUUCACGAAGUCUCUGAAAGUCACGACUCACGAUAUAUCGUGCCUGUUCACGGCCUGUUAUUCUUUCGUAAUUACUAUACUAGGGUCGAGAUGAUGCCUCACGGUCGGUGCUCACUAGGUUGCGGGGCUGGUGUUGUUACCCCUAGGAGUUUGUUUGGGUUGCACUAACAUGGCGUUUUUGGGAUGAUAUACCGCCUUUAUGGCUUGGAUUGGUUGUCAGAUACAGUAUCUUGUUGUUCCUUGCAAAGAUUUGAAUUGAGCUUUCUAUCCUGUCGCCUUAUUGGCCGUAAUUUCCGUCUUGUGUCUCCAAAUCACCAACGUUAGUGUGCUCAAGAUAUCAGUAGGUAAUCUGUCAUACUACGAUUCGGGCAUAACAG